AUGAUCAUGGAUGCUGGUAUCAAGAAAGAAAUAGAACAGAAUAGGGAAAUACUAUCUCCAAUUAUUGAUUCUGUCAUUUUUUGUGGACGUCUAGGUUUACCUCUUCGUGGGCAUCGUGAUGAUUCCAAGUAUCACCCUACUGUUGGUUGUUAUUCAUCUGGAGGGGUUGGUAAUUUCAUUGAAACACUCAAUUAUGGAGUUAGGAGAGGGGAUAAAGUUUUAGAAAAUCAUUUAAAGAAUUGUGGUAAGAAUAGAAGUUAUAUUUCUAAAACAAGUCAAAAUAAAAUCAUUAAAUGUUGUGGCCAGGUAAUCAGUAAUCAGAUUAUUUCUGAUAUCAAAAAAAGAAAGUUUUUUUCUGUUAUUGCUGAUGAAGCAUCUGAUUCUUCAUAUAAAGAACAAAUGUCUCUUGUUUUGCGCUUUGUUGAUACCGAUAUGAAUAUCAGGGAAGAAUUCAUUUCAUUUCUUUUUUGUAAGUGGAGACUAAGUGGUGCUCAACUUGCCAAGCUACUUUUAGAGGCUCUAAAGGAACUGACUUUAUCAAUAGAUGAUUGUAGGGGGCAAGGUUAUGAUGGGGCUGGUUCAGUUGCUGGUUGCACUAAUGGUCUAGCAGCUCAAAUUUUAAAGCUUAACCCAAAGGCUCUUUAUACACACUGCUAUAGUCAUAGGUUAAACUUAUCCAUUUGCGAUUCUUUGAGUAUACGUGUUGUCAAUGAUAUGUUGAAACAUGUUAACAAUGCCACUAAUUUUAUUAAAAUUUCCCAAACUCGCAAUAUUCCCUUGAAAAACAUAUACGUAAUUCAGAAACAAACUCGAAAAAGACUAGAUUAA
Xenia sp. Carnegie-2017 is the source of this 828-nucleotide messenger RNA. Its product is annotated as 52 kDa repressor of the inhibitor of the protein kinase-like. Lineage: Eukaryota; Metazoa; Cnidaria; Anthozoa; Malacalcyonacea; Xeniidae. Bases 1 to 828 code for a protein of 275 amino acids. The record is from RefSeq and is a predicted model, not a curated record. The transcript has a single exon.